Zingiber officinale is the source of this 772-nucleotide messenger RNA. Its product is annotated as protein WVD2-like 5. Gene Ontology annotation, biological process: microtubule cytoskeleton organization. The record is from RefSeq and is a predicted model, not a curated record. The transcript has 3 exons. Gene Ontology annotation, molecular function: microtubule binding. Bases 126 to 569 code for a protein of 147 amino acids. Lineage: Eukaryota; Viridiplantae; Streptophyta; Magnoliopsida; Zingiberales; Zingiberaceae.
CGAAGCUUGAAGAGCAGAAUCAUGCAAAGGAACUUGAGAAGACCAACUUGCAGGCAAAAUCUCAGGAAAAUCAUGAGGCUGAGAUUAGACGAUUGAGGAAGAGCUUGAACUUCAAAGCCACUCCAAUGCCAAAUUUUUAUCAAGAACCUAGUCCUCCCAAAGUUGAAUUGAAGAAGAUCCCUCCCACACGCCCCAGGUCACCAAAACUUGGGCGUCGCAAAUCAUCUGUCUCUGCAAUAGACAAUCCGUCAGAAGCUGCCAACUCAUGUGAGAAUUCGACCAAAUCCAAUGACAUUGCCGCAACCAGCAAGGGUCAGGCAAAUGGCAUGUCUUCCAAGAACCCAAAGCAAAAGGUACUCACCAAGCUCCCAUCCCAGAAAUCGAAAACUAGCAGGGCGGACAAAAAUGUGCGAAACUCCAAGCCUAAGGUCGAGAUGCUUCAGAUAGAGAACUCCACAGAGCAUGUAGCAGAGCCAAUUUCUCCCGAGGACAAUACUGAGGAAGGUGAGGCAGUGGCUAACCUCCCUGAAGCCGAAAUCAUGCACCAACAGGUUUCAGUGCUGGGUUAAGUAGCUGUUGAAUCUGCCAUACUCUUAAUUGUUAAUUUUGUGGCCGUUUGUGAAUAGAGAGGUGUGUGCUACUUGAAAAGGUAUGGUUCCUGAUCUUUGUUGCAAAUUUCCUUGUUUCCAAUUAAUCGAUACACUCCAAGAGACAUGCACAUCGUUCAUAUGUUCUGUUGUUUGAUUGAUUUAUGGUAAAAUGUUUAAGCGUA